AAUCGCAGACUUUUUACUAAUUGCAUGGAAUGUUUAAACUGCGAGCUGAAGCAGCGCCAGUUCUACUGCGAGAACUGUCUCAAGCAACAUCUGCUCUCGCUUCGAUUGCAAACCAAACAUGCAGCCACAGAUAGGGAUGCGCACAUUUUAUCAGCACGGCGUGCGCUAGAGACAAUCGUGGAUCCUGCACGGAGAAGAAGGGCUGACCUCAAGUGCACCGAGGAGCGCGUCCAGGAGAUAUGGACUGCGGUGGAUAGUCUGCGGAAGAAGAAUGAGAAGACUCGUGAGGGAGUUCGUGCGCUUCGAAGCACCUUGGCCGCCCGUCGACGUACUCUCGUUCUUGCCAACUCAAUGUUCCAGCAGUCGCAUAGUGUGACGCAUCCCUCGACCAAUUCUCUAGCCACAGUCUCGACUUCUCCUCCUCACGGAUACUCCCCGUCCCCUCCUGGAUCGUAUCCGAUCUCGACACCCUCUGUAUCUCAGUCCUUGUUAGCGCGACCUGUCGUCCCUCGGCGAGGUUCCUCGGGUUAUUCCGUCUCGUCGCAAUCCUCCGCUGCCGCUACACCGACCACAACUCCACGUCAAUCGCGCUCCACGCUUCCUUUCACUUCAGCUAUCUCAUCACCAUCAUCGCAUACCGUGAGGUCAACACCAACCUCCCCUCAAAUGGGCCGCAACUCAUUGUUGGCACCCAGCAUGUCUUCGCCACAUUCGUUCGCGCACUCCCGUUCCGCACAGCACGGUGCAGGAAUGGACUCGAUGGUACGGCAAAUUGACGAUGCGACGUUUCAGCUUGCCGCUCUCGCUGAUACGUUGGCACGUGCGAGGUCAGGACUAGUACAGGAGUUAGUAGAAGUCUUCAGUGUAGUUGAGGUUGGCGGCCGACCCCCACUCGGUGGCAAAGCUGGUACAAAGGGUGAAUGGACCAUCGGUGGCCUCAUACUGCCGGUUCCGGGCGACAUCAGACGAUACCCGCCAGACCAUAUCAACGCAGUGCUGACGCACACCGUCCAUUUCGUCACCCUCCUUGCGUUCUAUCUCGGCAUCAAGCUUCCAUUCGAGGUCGUGUGGAGCAGAUCUAGCACUCCGCCUUCCUCUUCAAGUAAAGGCACUGGUUUACUAGGUGUCGGGACUCCAUGGAUUGGCGCUAUCAAAGCUGGCGAAAGCGGAGGCUGGGCACGAUACUCCUCGAAAUACGCGUUGCACGUUUCAGCCUCAUCACAGCCCAAUGGAGGCGCAUCUUCCUCGCCCUCACGUCCCUCCGUCCACUCGCGAUCCGCCAGCACCUCUGCCGUACCUGGCGCGACUUCGCUACUGACCCGCUCACGUUCCAGCACGCUCGCGUCGUCGAUGGCGGACUCGCAGCUCGAGGAGCCACCUAGCACGACGUCGUCGCACGGAAGCUCAUUCACGACUGCACUCGCGAUGCUACUGUACAACGUGUGCUACCUCGCGCACACGCAGGUAGUGGAGAUCCCCCUCGCGCAGGCUGGAGAGGUGCUCGGGAAUCUGUGGGCGGUAUGCUGCAGUCCAGAGCUUGGCAAGAAGUCUCAUGCAACUCGCCCGUUGCUCCCUCCGCCCACGCCACCUAGCUUUCCCCUAGACUUUGCGCAAUUGCUGCAGGCUACCGCGGCGAAUCCUUCCCGGCCGCGUGCGCGUGGGAUGGGAGGGAGAGAGCAUCGAGAUGUGGAGCAGAUCAUCGAGGAAGAUGAGGAAGGAUGGGAUCUUGUAGACGCCAGCCUUGAAUAG
This is a messenger RNA of Laetiporus sulphureus 93-53, 1749 nucleotides long. RefSeq lists its product as uncharacterized. Bases 25 to 1749 code for a protein of 574 amino acids. Gene Ontology annotation, molecular function: SNARE binding. The transcript has 7 exons. Gene Ontology annotation, biological process: SNARE complex assembly. Gene Ontology annotation, cellular component: lytic vacuole; endosome. The record is from RefSeq and is a predicted model, not a curated record. NCBI's taxonomy places the organism in Eukaryota, Fungi, Basidiomycota, Agaricomycetes, Polyporales, Laetiporaceae.